Molecule: messenger RNA, 695 nt
Organism: Oppia nitens
Lineage: Eukaryota; Metazoa; Arthropoda; Arachnida; Sarcoptiformes; Oppiidae
Exons: 2
Coding region: 67-567 (166 amino acids)
Source: RefSeq, a predicted model, not a curated record
UAUUUUCAAAAAAUAUUUAAUAUUUUAUUCAAGUUUAAUAUAAGUUUUAAAAACAUAAUUAGUAUCAUGUACUUUAAAAUUGUGAUCGCAUCGUUGGCUUUAGUUAGCCUGGUCCAUUGUGUACCGGCACCACUACAACGUGAUAGUGCCAGUUUUAGCCUAACUGAGCCAUUGGCCAAUGGUCAGAUCAGUGAUGCUGGUCGCCACAUUCUGGAUAAAGUGACAGUAGCCAGGACAUACAACUAUAAACUAGGUCUCUAUCAAAACGUCGAUCUGGAUCUCGUUCACCGUAACGCCAGUGUUAUUGUUUCGGCAUUCAUGGACGCAACUGUUGGCUUCUCCAGUCAGCCGUGUCUAACCGUCAACGAGGAGGACAUGUGGCGCAAUGAAAAUAACAAUUGCUAUGCAGUUAUUUCGGAAAAAGUGCUCAGGGCCAUCAAUGGUGACUACGAUAUUGUGGUGGGCGAGAGGGCCUAUGUUAAUGUCAACUUUUUCAAAAGUGGACAAAAAAUGUAUGAAUUUUACCUGGGUGGCUUGUAUUUUGGCGUCUAUCAGUCUAGUUUUUAGAAAAAGUGAUGGGGUUAAAAUGUUUAAUUGGCAACACUAAUUAAUUAAUUAAUGACUAUUUUAACACAUACACACAAACAAAUUUUUUUCAAAAAAAAUAUGUUAAUUAAAUUAACAUAAAAAAUAAU